This is a messenger RNA of Pseudonaja textilis, 3391 nucleotides long. NCBI's taxonomy places the organism in Eukaryota, Metazoa, Chordata, Lepidosauria, Squamata, Elapidae. The record is from RefSeq and is a predicted model, not a curated record.
GUGAGAAGUAAGAUCUCAAUGGCGUUGGUGGGGGUUGCAUGGGGAAUAACCAAGGGGGCGACGUGCACGGUAGGAAUUAGGUGUAGGGCAAGAUGGCUUGCAGGGCAAGAAUCGAAGGGAGCAAGAAGACGUUCGGAGAACAUUCCUAAAAUUUUAUGCAGGUGUCACCACUUCUUUCCAUUUUGCAAUCCUUCCUAAAUAAAACGGGAACCAGGCCCACCAUUUAAUCUGCCAUCGAAAAUUACAAAGGGAGAGAAGAAACAGUUUACUCAAGGCUUAAAACGUGACAGAUUGGGUCUUGCUACUUCUAAGAUGAGUCGGUUCUUGAAUGUACUUCGUAGUUGGCUAGUUAUGGUGUCCAUAAUUGCUUUGGGGAACACAGUGCAAAGCUUCAGAGACCACAGCUUCCUUUCUGAGAAAUUGUAUACAGGCAAGCCAGGUCUUGUAAAUGGUCUCCAAGCUCGAACCUUUGGCAUUUGGACCUUGUUGUCUUCUGUGAUCCGCUGCUAUUGUGCCAUAGAUAUCCGCAACAAGACCCUCUAUAACAUCACACUUUUGACCUUCUUCAUUGCCCUGGGCCACUUCCUCUCUGAGGUGUUUAUUUAUGGCACAGCAGCUGCAACGAUUGGUGUCCUGGCACCCUUAAUGGUGGCAAGUUUCUCCAUCCUGGGGAUGCUGAUUGGGCUACAGUACCUGGAGGUAGAAACCACAUUACAUAACAAGAAGCGGAAUUGAUAUUACAGCAUCUAUCUUCCAAUCUGCCCACCAGUCAUCUUCCAGUGUCUACCAUAUUGUUUUCCUGAUCUUCUUUUUCGAGCCUGUACUAUACAGGGCAGUCAGAACAUUCUUAGAUUUCCCUAUUGGUUAUUUUAGUUCCCAUUUGAUUUUGACAUGAGCAGAUAACGGCAGAAAAAUAGUUUUGAACAGUUCCUCCAAACUGGGUAUGGGAAGCAGUAUCUUAAAAGCAUCAUGAGAUGUAGUAGAAAACCCAAGUGAAGUUGUGCCAGGUGAAGGUUAUAAGUCCCCUCUCGACAUUCUGAUGGCAAAUGAUAGAAAAAGAAGUGUUGCCUAAAUUUGCUGAAAGUGGGGGCAUGUAAUGUCUCCAUGGCACUUGGCAAAGUUGUCCAUAAGUAUGGCUUGCCAUAAAUAAAAGGGAAUUGUGAAAACUUGUGAGGAAAAAGUAUCUCAUGUCUGAGCUAAAUCCAAAGUAACUUAUAAAAUCUUCUUUUUGAAGAUAAAAGAGCAAAGCUUGGUCCUCUUUUUACUUUAAGAGGCUACUUGUUUAGGUAAAUGCUUUCUUCCAUCUUCCAGUUCCUGUUUCCAUUUCUCUGAAAAUAGCACAAUUCAUUUAAUUGUUAUUCUUUUCCGAACGUAUAUGAGAACUGGAACAGUCUAGGCAAAGCAAGUGCAUAACAAGCCAAUAUUCCUGCCAGAGCAGGGGGAUGAAUUAGAAGACAUUCAAGGACCUGUUAUUCUGUUAUUUAUUUCAAAAUAAAGCUGACAACCCUUGUAAAAAAGGGGCUGCCAAAGCCAUAGAACAAAUAAGUAAAUUUCUGCUUCUGUAAGAAGAAGCAAAAAAUUGUGACUUUUCAAUGUGCUGCUAUUGUUAUACAAAGUAUCUAGUUCUAUCCUUCCAAAAUUGAAUGGAUGUUAGUAAUGAAAUGGAUUUUCCUUCUCUUCAUGUAUCUUCCCAUAUAGCCACCAAAUUUUAUUACCUGUUUUUAUUCUAAUUUUUAAAUUGAUGAUUUUAAUAGUUUUUAUAUAAUGUUAUGAAUAUGUAUGCCACCCAGAGUAAUUGUGUGAGAUGGAUAGCUGUACAAAGAAAUAGAUAGAUGAUAGAUAGAUAGAUAGAUAGAUAGAUAGAUAGAUAGAUAGAUAAUCGAAAUAUGCUUUGGAUAUCAGAGAGUAUCUAGAACAGAUUUUGGAAAUGCACAAACUCAGAAGGGAUUAAUGGAAUAUUGCACUGCGUGAUCAAAAAUAUCAUCUCAGAUGGCUGUAGCCCACAAUAUUUAUCUACCUCCCUUUACCAGAGUGUCAUAUGCUGUCAGUUGUACAUAAUUUGGCAGUUAGACUGUCAUCUGAAAUGGCAAGAUAGUCAUUGAAGCCAAUUAUAACAGCUGUCAAUUUGCUAGCAAGACCAGUCAAAGUUUCAAACAUCUGAAGGAGAGAUUUCUCCUACUUGUGCAUUAUCUUCAAAUGAGACCUUCCACUUUCAAACCUAAAAAGAUACAUCACACAUCCACAACAGGGAGUGCCUUUUCUAUGAUAGCAUCUUUUCUGCAGUGCACUGUGAAUGUACAGUUGACAUUAACAUGGUAUUCUUAACAUGUUUUAUUUCUCCAGCCAUCUUAACUUGAAAUCAUUUUUUGUAACUGAUUAAAUGUGCCUCUCAAUUAUAUUAAUGUUUGUUGCUUUGAUAUUGUAUUGCAUAUGCUUUCUGUGCUGACUUUUGUGCAAAGUGCUUUAUGCCAGUGGCCCCCAACCUUUUGGGCACCAGGGACCAGUUCUGUGGAGAGUUUUUUUUCCAUGGAACGGAAGGAGUGUGGUUUUGCGUGCUGCCUGCAUCCCACCGAUGGGGCUUCACUUGUUUGCACAGACUGGUUUCUGCCUUGCUGCAGACCAAUGCCAGUCCACAGACUGGGGAUUGGGGACCCCUGCUUUAUACAUUUUUAAAUAAAUAGCUACCUUACACAUUAUAAAUAAAAGUUUUGAAGAUGAUCACAGAAGCAACUUAAGCCAGUCUUCCCUAACCUAAUAACAAAUAAUUGGGACUACAACACCCAUCAGCCCGUUAAUAUAGGCAAGAUAGUGGAUUGGAGAGGCUGUAGCUGAAACAUUGCAGGAAGCUAUCUGAACUUUUCAUUGGCUAAGUAGUUCUUCCUACAUUCUAAAUUUCUUAGUAGUAACCAAGUCCUGUGAGAAACCAUUAAAGGAAAUCAGUAUACUUAGUCUGCAGAAAAAACUGAGGGGAGAAAUUGAUGUAUAGAGGAGGGGAUGGACUUGUCCCAGAGUGCAGAACCAGAACCAUGGGUUGAAAUAAGAGGAAAGUAAAUUCAGAUUAGGAAUUGGGCAGGAAGUUCCUGUAUAUUCUAAUAAGUUGUCUCAUGAAAUGGAAUGUUCACUGGAGGUCUGAUGGCUGACACCAAGUAGAUAAUCUUGAUUUUUCAGUAUCUCCUAAUUCUAUGAAACUUUUAUCAGCUUUCCCAGAGGAUUGUUCUUUUUCAUUUUGUUAACAGAGCUUUGUAACUUAAAUUGUACUCACAGGAUAGAUAAGGAUAAGGAAUGAAAGCACAUUGAAAAUUUAAUGCAUGCUGAUAGGUGAAAUGAGGACUUUAUGAUGUCUAGUAUUUAUUCCAGAUGAAUUACCUUACAGAACAUUAAGCAAAUGAAA